Molecule: messenger RNA, 1542 nt
Organism: Zingiber officinale
Lineage: Eukaryota; Viridiplantae; Streptophyta; Magnoliopsida; Zingiberales; Zingiberaceae
Product: nucleoporin nup211-like
Exons: 6
Coding region: 91-1389 (432 amino acids)
Source: RefSeq, a predicted model, not a curated record
GCGGAGCCUGGCUUGUAGUUACGACUGCAACGGUCAUCUCUUGGUCUUCCACUGCUAUUCGCUCACUCUGCUUGCUUCCUCUGCGCAUCCAUGGGCGACUCCAAGAAAUCUUCAUCUUUUGGCACCGAGCGACGCAUAUGGGAGCGGAUCCUGGAAAGCCUAGUUACGGCGAUGCGAUCCCAGCAGUCGCAGAUCAAAACCCUAGUCCACGAUCGGGAGUACCUCGAGCGGUACAUCGAAAUCAUGCACGACCGUUGGGCAUCCAAGGAUGAACUCCUCCGCUCUCGUAUCGCUAAGUUGAAUGAGAGGGAAGAAAAAGGCCGUAAGGUGCAAGCGGCUGUGUUGGAUCUCGCUGUUGGGAUUAAGCAGAGAGAGGCUCUUCGCUUCAAGAAAUACUAUGAACAAGCCGAGAAUGAUUUGGAGGAUUUAUAUGCAUAUGCAGAGAAUUUAACAAUGGAACUUUCAGCGCUUAAGGAAAAACUGAAAAAUAAUGAUGCUGAAAGAGCAACGAGUGAGGCUGAUCAUUUGAUAGCAGCAGAUGACUCGGAGAGAGGUGAAAGCUCUUCAGCAGAUCUAAGAGGAGAGCUGCAAAAGCUGAAGCACUCUUACAAAAGUCUUAGCUCAAGAAAGGAGGCUGAGGUCUCUGCUUUGAUGGCAGAAAAAGUUUUUGUAUGGAACCAGUUAAACAAAAUGGAAAGUGAUUAUACUAGUCUCCUCAAGGCCAAGCGAAUAGAAGUUGAACAAGCUAAUGAGACAACACAGAAGCUCCAAUCCUGUCUAGAAAAUUUGAAAUCAUUAAUCAGUGAGAGAGAUGGAGCCAUUGCUAAAUUGGAAGCUGAAAGGGCUAUGCUUGGGUCAGAUUUAAGAAGGCACACUCAGGAAGCUGAAAGAACCAGCAAAGAAGUGGAGAAAAUUCAAUUUUCUGUAAAAAAGAUGGAGUCAUUGGUAAAAAAAAAGGAUAAGAUAAUUGAAGAUUUAAAGAGUAAUCUAGCUAAAGUUGAGCAGAAUUUUAGCAGAGAUAGUAGCAGUAACUCAAGAGUUUUUGCAGACCAAAAAUCGCAAAGAAGAUCAAAUGAUUCUUUAGUCGCACCAGAAGUUAGUCAACCAAGAAGGGGUUCCCGGAAACGUAGUUCAGAAAGUCCAAAAGUAAGCAGAAGUAAAAAGCAGAAAACUGGUUCUAAAGACCCUCCUAAUGUAUCACAUGCUUCUUCUUCAACAAAUGCACUUCAGCUACGUUCUAAAGAAAGACAGACAAGGACCAUGUCACCAGCAGGGAGUCCAAGAUUGUUUUCUUCAAAUUUCAAGCUACGUUCUAAGGAAAGACAAGGACCAUGUCACCGACAGGGAGUCCAAGAUUGUUUUCUUCAUAUUUCAAGGUUCCCAAAAUGAAGGGUUCAUCCCUAAGAAGUUCGUUGGUGGAAAUUUCUAAUUUUAUAAUUCCUUCUGAUUUUAUUUUUGUUCUUUUAAUUUGUUUGAUUAGUGUAUAUUCUAUUGUUAUUUCGUAAUUAGCUCUAUGUAUUUUCCCUGAAUUUUGUAAUCUGC